AGCCAUUGUCGUCAACAAUCAGACCACUGUAGCGAUCAGUUGGCACCAUGGCUUCAUGCAAGAAGAUGUUGGCAAUGAUGUUAUUGAUAACAUGGUGUGUGGUUCUUGUUAAAUACAUGUACACCUCGCCAGCAACAACAUUGAACAACGAACAGUAUAAUCUAGCACUCAAAACAUCGAAUAAUCCUUCAUCUAAAAGCAUCCCACCAUUCAAUCAGCACUCAAGCAUCCUGUCGCAUUUAUUGACAGGGCACUGGAAAAUACGACCACUGACGAAAACGGAAGACGAACAAAUAUCGAACUUUCUUUCUGACGCAAAUGCCCGAUACCGUUUCCCUACGAAUUAUCAAAGGACCGACGGUCUCUGUGGAAAUGUUACCCACAUCAAAUCUAAAGCUGCUGAGUGGAUAAGGGCCUUGUGUGAUCCGAAAGGAACAACACCUUGCUGCUUCAACAACAAAUGUGCUUUGAAGUCUGUGGAGGAAUGCGUGUGUCCUGAUUGUUAUGAUAUGAGGAACCAGAAACAUGCUGAAUAUUCCACCUGGAUACCAUCAGACACGAAAUACGUCUACAAGGAACACAGCCCCCAAGAAGCUUGUAGCAUCCUCAAUGGUAGCACGAUUCUGUUUGUUGGGGAUUCUCUGGUUCGUCAUGUGUACACGGCUAUGCUGCUUGUUGUUACAGGGAAUAUGAAAGAUGGAGCUAUGAGGGAUAAUGUACCACAGAAUAUUAGAAACAUGUGUAGCGGAAUGUACAUGUUCACAGAAAAGGUUUGUCGACUGAAUUUGAAAUAUGGGUUUAGUGCUUGCAAUGGUGCAGUUAACCUGGAUCUCAAGUACUACUUCUAUGCAGCUUUUGGCCCAGAGUUGAAACAAAGUGCCGAGAAACUAAAUAGCAAGUCUUUACUUUUUACUGGCGUAGGAAUUCACAGUCAUUAUAACCAUAAAGAGAUCCAAAAGUCGUUUUUGUUACCAACACUCAAGUACAUAGAGAACAAUACGAGACCUUGGCCAAAAGUUAUGUGGGCAGCUAGUCAUGCCCCUGGUAUCAUGAAGUCCCCGAUGGUGUCGUCCCAGUCUUAUGACAGUGUGAAACUCUUCAAUGACAACAUGGAUCCUUUCCUCAGAUCUUGGAAAGUUCCUGUUUUCAAUACUUUUAACAUGACCGAUGGAAUGGCGAGUUUUGAUGGUGAGCACUACGGACUUGGGAUGAAUGUAGUGAAAGCAAAUCUUCUUCUCAGUUACCUACAUGAAUUAAAAAAUAAAGGAUUGUGGUGAGAUUGUCUGUGUCGGUCUUAUUGAGUUUUAGUUAUUUCUAUUUGACAAAGAAACCAAUACGAAAACAGUUUGUACGUAUCUGUUUACAAUCGUUGUAUUUUGAGUGAAAUCAAAUAUAUGCAUAAUAUAUGAUAUAGCCGUAUAUUUUAACAGUUUCAUGUUUAUAUGUAUGUCGAAAUAACACGACAUUAUGUAUGUUAAAAUAUUUUCCCCUAAGAUGAGAGAUAUUUAUCAUGUAACAUAGUGACCAAUUUGCACCUUCUCAUUCCAAACAGGGGUUGUGAAGGAUUUGGAAUUGAAAGGCUUAUCGACAAGAGUUAUGCAAGUAUUUCAAUAAAAUGACCAUCAUCAGAAUUUUAAUUCAUUAUUCUAGAGUCAAGCCUUCAUCUAACUAGUCAUCUAACUAAUAAAUUCUCAACAUUUUCGAGAUUUUAGUUGUAUCAUACUUUUAUCCUUUUCCUGAUGCAAGAUUCUUGUCAGCAGUCGGCUUGAUACACCGAGUUCUUAAAAUAACAGAUAGAUUGUAUCAUGUUUCUAACGGAGAGCAACAAGAAACUAUUAAUCAAUAUCUACAGAUAUGUAGAUAAGCUUAAAGACAGCCAUAUUACACGAGAGUGUAAAUAAAUAAUCUACUCCAUAACAAUUCUGAUGGUUUGUAUUAAUUUGAUUCUCUCAAUAUAUAGGUGUUGUCAAGCGAGAAUGUUUUGGUAUAGUAAAUAUCCUGUAUUAGGAAAAAAACAUUUUAUUUAGUGAACCUUGUCGAUCUGAUAUGGAAACUAAUCCCGCUGGUGUUCUCGCUAAACUGUUUCGCAAUUUGUACCUCCAAAGUUGCGCAAACUUGUAUAAUGACCCGGCGACGUAUAUGUAAGACUCUAAUCGCUGGUACCUUUGACUAUUAUUUGGAUAAUGGUAACAAUUCUUCCAGCAAUUUGUCCAGAUCCCCUAUGGUUAAUUCUGACUCGAUAGGCGAUAGACAAUGGAUUUUAUGUUUGCAUAUUUAUCCGUAUGUGACCCAAUCGGAUUUUAUCCGUUGGCCUUAUCUUGCCGAGAAACCCAUCCAUUAUAUGGUAUUCCGUAGGGGAUAUUUUGUUUCGGGGUGCAACUACAGGAAAUACACCAAUGUCUGGCAAUGAAAGUAAGUGAUUUACGAUAACAUCAAGCUCCCAAACAGAACAUUGUGACAGCCAUGAAGCACAUGACUCCGGAGAGCACGUGCAAGGGGUGGUUUGCCCGAUUUACCAUUGUCACUUAGACUCUGUAGACUGUCAGUUUUACCUAAAGUCAUGGCGAUGCAUACUAUAGAAAUGAUCCCUUAAAGUAUGAUCUUAAGAAUUUGUUAUAUGCUCAUGGCUUCGGACAUGUGUGGGGAUUUCAAGGUGCUGGUGACCCUGAAUAUGUUAUAAGUGAGUUUAUACUGAGGGCUGAGGACUGUCAUGCACAAACAUGGUAUUCUGAAGUGUCUGGAUGCUCGAAAUUAGAACUGUAUUCAUUAUAAAGACAUCAUUAUCACUUGAACCGUAUCUAUUAAAUGUAUUAUCAAAAUGCUUACCCUUUUACGUAUUGGAGAACUGGGAAUUAUGCAUAACACAGGAAGGAGGGAUGGCAUCGUUAAGACACUCCUGUUUUGUCCAUUGUGCCAGUUAAGGGCAGUUGAAAUUCAUUUCAUUCUUGUUUGCCCUAUUUAUGCCCUAUUUAUGAAGAUAUUCGCUAAAAAUGUCCCAUAUUUAGACUUUAUUACUGGUAAUAAUCGUAAAGAUAUACCAGUUUGAAUGUUAAAAUCUUCUGAUGUAAACUGUCUUGAGAACUUAGCCAAUAAUGUUAAAGAUGCUAUCUGUCUUCGUUCUUCUUACCCGUUCAUAUUAUUUAUGCAGCACUUGAUGUGAAACUAAAUUGUAUAUAUCUGUACGUGGGCCUGAGGCCUUAUUACCGAAUAAAC
Messenger RNA from Haliotis rufescens (red abalone), 3213 nucleotides. RefSeq lists its product as uncharacterized. The coding region runs from base 48 to 1277 and encodes 409 amino acids. The transcript is spliced from 3 exons. The record is from RefSeq and is a predicted model, not a curated record. Lineage: Eukaryota; Metazoa; Mollusca; Gastropoda; Lepetellida; Haliotidae.